This is a messenger RNA of Rhodotorula toruloides NP11, 3786 nucleotides long. Its product is annotated as DNA mismatch repair protein MSH6. The coding region runs from base 1 to 3786 and encodes 1261 amino acids. The transcript has 23 exons. Gene Ontology annotation, cellular component: nucleus; MutSalpha complex. The record is from RefSeq and is a predicted model, not a curated record. Lineage: Eukaryota; Fungi; Basidiomycota; Microbotryomycetes; Sporidiobolales; Sporidiobolaceae. Gene Ontology annotation, molecular function: mismatched DNA binding; ATP-dependent DNA damage sensor activity; ATP binding. Gene Ontology annotation, biological process: mismatch repair.
AUGUCCUCACAGAAGAAAGCCCCCUCGUCAAUCGGCGGCGGCGGCGGCUCGCAAUCCACCCUCCUCAGCUUCUUCUCCAAACCCGCGCCCUCCUCGUCCUCCUCGUCGCACCUCGCUUCCUCGUCGCCCGCUACUGCGCGUAAGCCGCUCGCAAAGCCCAAGUCGAUGCCGGUGAAGAAGGGUGAGGUCGUCACGCUUGAGAGCAGCGAUGUUGAGGCGGAACCGAACGAGGAGGAGGCGAAGGUCAAGGUCCCCUCCAAGCGCCCUGCACCCGCACCAAAACCCAAAUCCCCUCUCCCUCCGUCCUCGACCGCCGUCAACGACGCCAGCGGCUCUGGCUCAGACUCGGACGAAGCUGUCUCGGCUGCGAGGAGGAAGAGACCUUCGCUUGGACGGGGCGUGAAGGGUGGGAAGGGGGUCGUUGUCGACUCUGAGGAAGAGGACGAGGAAGAUGUCAAGCCCCUCAAGAAGGCCGCGACGAGCGGCAAGUCGUUGACGAACGGGAAGGGCAAGGCCGGGGCGAACAAGUCGAAGAAGCAGAAGAAGGGAGGGGACGACGACGAUUUCGCGGCUAGCAGUACCGCCGGCGAGGACAGCGACGACUACUUCGACGACGGCCUCGACGACGCACUCGCCAACCUCUCCGACUCGUCCUCCCACUCCGCCGCCUCCUCAUCCUCCACUCCUCCGCCCAAAUCCAAGACGAAGGCCAAAGCCGCGCCCAAGAAGGCAGCUCCGAUGUCGAGGCAGACGAGUUUGGGUGGAUUCGGCGCAGGCGCGAGGCCGCAACUCAAGAGUGCGGGGAGCGGGAGUGGUGGGAUUGGGGGAAUCAAGACUGCUGCUGAGACGGCGAGGGAGAAAGCGAAGCAGGACAAGCAGUCGAACGAGGAGAUGUUCAGCUUCCUCGUCGACCCGAAGGACAUCGACGGCAACCGCCCUGGCGAGCCCGGCUAUGACCCACGCACGCUCUACAUCCCGCCCGCGGCAUGGAAGCAGUUCACGCCGUUCGAACACCAGUUCUGGGAGAUCAAGCGGUACCACUACGACACGGUGCUCUUCUUCCAGAAGGGCAAGUUCUUCGAGUUGUACGAGGAGGAUGCGGCCAUCGGACACCGCGAGUUCGACCUCAAGUUGACGGACCGCGUCAAGAUGAAGAUGGUCGGCGUCCCCGAGACCUCGUUCGACUUCUGGGCCGCCAAGUUCCUCGCUCAGGGGUACAAAGUCGGCCGUGUCGACCAAUGCGAGACAGCUCUCGGAGCCGAGUUGCGCAACAAGGACGACAAGAAGGCGGGCAAGACGGCGGGAAAGGCGAAGCAGGCCAAGGGGAAGGAGAUUGUGCGACGAGAGUUGAAGAGCGUGUUGACGAGUGGGACGAUCGUCGAUGGCUCGAUGCUCACGGACGACAUGUCGAACCACUGUGUCGCCAUCAAGGAACACACGCCUACGCCAAUGUCGCCGCCUUCGUUCGGCGUCUGCGUCCUCGACGCCUCAACCGCCGAGUUCUCCCUCUCCUUCUUUACCGACGACGCCUCGCGCACCGAACUCGAGACGCUCGUCCGCCAGCUCAAGCCCAAAGAGCUCAUCCACCAGAAGGGCAACUUGUCCGUCUCGACGCUCCGCUUGCUGCGCAACUGUCUCGGGCUGGAGUGUCAGUGGACUGCGCUCAAGGAGGGGAAGGAGUUCCUCAACGCUGAGGAUGCGAAGGAUGAGGUGGUCAAGCUGUUCGUGGCCUCGACGAAGGGCGGAGCCGGGGAGGGCGACGAGGAGGAGAUGGAAGUCGACGGUCAGGACGACGAGGACGUCGUGCCCGAGUCGAUCCGCAAGAUGUACGACAAGCCGGUCGCGAUGAGCGCUCUUGGCGGCAUGAUCUGGUAUCUCCGUCAAUUGAACCUCGACGCCGACCUGGUCACCGCACGCAACUUCAACAUCUACGACCCGCUCGGCCGCUCGAACGGCACGCUCAUCCUCGACGGGCAGACGCUCGCGCACAUCGAGGUCCUUCAGAACUCGCAGGGAACGACCGAGGGUACGCUGCUUCAGCUCUUGAGCCGCUGCGUCACGCCGUUCGGGAAGAGGCUUUUCAAGGUUUGGCUUUGCGCGCCGCUGAGGGAUGCGACGGCUAUCAACGACCGCCUCGACGCCGUUGAAGACCUUCUCGGCAACGCCAACUUCGCGGUCGCCUUCGACGGCAUGGCGAAGAAACUGCCCGACCUCGAGCGCAUGCUCAGCCGCGUCCACGGCAAGACCUGCAAGAAGAAGGACUUCAUCGCCGUCAUUGAGGCCUUCGAGCGCAUCACGACUGGACUGAAGACGCUCGGCGACCUCAGCGAAGACUUCAAGUCGCAGGGCAUCCCGGACCUGAUCCGCUCGGUCCCCGAUGUCAGCGAGCUGCUCGAGGAGAUGCAGGGCUUGUACAUCUGGGACGAAGAGGCCGGAUCCCUUCAUCCGGCGGACGGCAAGGACGAGGACUUUGAGCGCGUCCGCCAAAAGGUCGACGAGGUCGAGGAAGAAUUGCAGCAGGAGCUUCGCUCCGCCCGCAAAUCGCUCAAGUGCCCGGCCGCCAUCUUCAAGCACAUCGGUACGAAGGACAUCUUCCAGCUGGAGGUGCCCGUGAAAGUCAAGGUGCCGAACAACUGGACGAAGAUGAGCGGCACCCAAAAGGUCCACCGCUACUACUCGCCCGAGAUCGCAAGGCUCGUCGCGCAGCUCAAGGAGGCCCGCGAGCGCAUGCAAAUGGUCGUCAACGACUUCCAGUUCAAGCUCUACGGCGAGUUCGACAAGCACUACACGACCUGGAUGACGGUCAUCCGCGCCGUCUCGCAGCUCGACUGCCUUCUCAGCUUGUCAAAGAGCUCUGCUGCGCUUGGCGAGCCUUGCGUUCGCCCCGAGAUCGUUGAGAGCGACACGGCCAUCGUCGAGUUUGAGGAGCUUCGCCACCCUUGCAUCCUCAGCGCGUCGACCGACUUCAUCCCAAACGAUGUCGUCCUGGGCGGCGAGGCGAAGAACCUGAUGCUCUUGACCGGUCCCAAUAUGGCUGGCAAGAGUACCCUGCUGCGCAUGGCUUGCACCGCCGUCAUCAUGGCGCAGCUCGGCUGCUUCGUUCCUGCGGCGAGCGCUCGCAUUGCGCCGAUCGAUGCCAUCUACUCGCGCAUGGGCGCCAACGACUUCAUCUUUGCCAACGCCUCCACCUUCAAGGUCGAGAUGGACGACUGCAACAAGAUCCUCCAGAAGGCCACGCCUCGCUCGCUCGUCAUCCUCGACGAACUCGGGCGCGGGACGUCGACGUACGACGGCAUGGCGAUCGCCUACGCUGUCCUGCACCGUCUUGCGACGCACAUGGGCUGUAUCGGCUUCUUCGCAACUCACUUCACCUCGUUGACCGAGGACUUCGCCUACCACCCCGAGAUCCGCCUCGCCAACAUGCAGACGAGCGUCAACGACGAGACGCGCGAAGUUGUCUUCCUCUACAAGCUGAUCGACGGCUCGUCGCCCAAGUCGUACGGUCCGCACGUUGCCGCGAUGGCCGGUCUCUCCGAAUCCAUCGUCGAGCGCGCCAUCGCCAUCUCGAAGCAGUUUGAGGAGACGUCCCGCGCUCGCGAGCUCGCCAUGCGCGCGAAUGAGACGCUCCCGCUCACUGCCCAAGCCGACGCGGCGUUCCUCAUCAAGCUCGCCAAGCUCAAGCUCGCCGACGGCAAGUACACGGGCGACACGAAGCAGCUGCUCAGGACGCUGGACAUCGUGCGCAAGGCUGUCGGCGCCAUCAAGGAGACGAGGGCGGCUGCCUGA